Molecule: messenger RNA, 4849 nt
Organism: Morone saxatilis (striped sea-bass)
Lineage: Eukaryota; Metazoa; Chordata; Actinopteri; Moronidae
Gene: nphp3
Product: nephronophthisis 3
Exons: 24
Coding region: 140-3808 (1222 amino acids)
Biological process (GO): kidney development; determination of left/right symmetry; convergent extension
Molecular function (GO): protein binding
Source: RefSeq, a predicted model, not a curated record
UACCCAGUUUGACCUGUGCGAGCACCCGUAUUAUCGACUUGUUACCAAGGCAGCCAGGAAGAAGCUGUGAAGGGAGCUGACCGAGCAGCUAUGGGCGUCCGGAAAGGCUGAGUACUAUUUUACAGCUUAGGCUGCCACCAUGGGCACCGCAUCCUCUCUGGUCAGCCCGGGAGAGGUGAUCGAGGAUGGGUACGGGGGUGAAGGUGGGGAAGCCUGUGAGAUCCCAGUGGAGGUGAAGCCCAAAGCCCGACUCCUGCGCAGUUCCUUUCGCAGAGGACCUCGGGUGAUCGGGGCCAGUUUCAAAUCCACAGGCUCUGUGGAUCUGGAGUACGCUGCCGAGUAUGAAAGACUCCGUAAAGAGUACGAAAUCUUCCGUGUCAGCAAGAAUAACGAGAUCUCAUCCAUGCAGAAGAAGGAGGCCAAGCUUGAUGAGGAGAACAAGAGACUGAGGGCUGAGCUGCAGGCUCUGCAGAAGACCUACCAGAAGAUCCUUCGGGAAAAAGAGAGUGCUCUUGAGGCCAAGUACCAAGCUAUGGAAAGGGCUGCCACCUUUGAACAUGACAGGGACAAAGUAAAACGACAAUUUAAGAUUUUCCGGGAGACAAAAGAAAAGGAAAUUCAGGAUCUCCUGCGGGCCAAGAGGGACUUGGAGGCCAAACUGCAGCAGUUGCAGGCUCAGGGCAUCCAGGUCUAUGACCCAAAUGAUUCGGACUCAGAUGAUAACCAAACCACUGUCACUGCUGCAGGGACACAGUGUGAAUACUGGUCUGGAGGUGUGCUGGGAAGUGAGCCCUCUAUGGGUAGCAUGAUGCAGUUACAACAGACCUUCCGGGGACCAGAGUUUGCUCACAGUUUGAUAGACGUGGAGGGACCCUUUGCAAAUGUGAGCCGAGAUGACUGGGAUGCUGCUGUGGCCAGUCUGCUUCAAGUUUCCCCUCAUGUGCCCCAGGCCUUAUGGAGUAACACAGUGCGGUGCUACCUAAUCUUUACCAAGGAGACCAAAGCUGAGCUUGAUAUCUUUAUUAAGAAACACUCUCCUGUGUUACGGAGAAUGUGUGAGGGUCUCGGCCAUUUCUUCCUGAACGUCUGCUUCCCAGAGGACAGUUCUGCCUCAUACACUGUGGAGCGCAAACAGGAGAUUGAAAGGAGCUCUGUGUGUGUUCUUCUGCUCAAUUCUACUGUCACAAGGUACAGUGCUAUACCUAUCCACACCAGGAUAUCCCCAUGUAGUCAAGAUUGUACAUUACUUAUAUUGUUUAUUUAUUUAUUUCUCAAUUUUCUUUAUUAUUGUUAUCCUCACAGAAUACAUUACACAGCUGGUAUUGAUUUCUUGGUUCACAGCUAUUGUCAAGAAAAAAAAAAAGAGGAAAACAUCAGCCCAUCAAAACAUAACUGUUACAGGGUGUCAUCAUGGUACAGGACAUUUUGUAUGUUUUUUUUGUUUGUUUUUUACAGGAUUGAGCAGCAGCAGAAGCAGUCCCCGAACACCUUGUUCCUUUAUCAUUUCGUCGGUCGGCCACUUUCUACAAGCUCAGAGCCAGUUCUCAUUAUCAAACGCCUCACAGUCAAACUGCUGCAGCACUUCUGGUCCAUUUCUGGCUUGUCCAUGGAGCCCAGUAAGAUCUUGGAGGAGUUUCCCCGCUGGCUUGAAAGACUAUCAGCACGGCAUCAAGGAAACAUCAUCAUCAUCAUUGACUCCAUUGACCAAAUACAACAAGCAGAAAGACACAUGAAGUGGCUCAUUGACCCACUCCCUGUUAAUGUCAGAGUGGUGGUGUCUGUCAAUGUAGAGACGUGUCCUCAAGCUUGGAGGUUGUGGCCCACACUCCACUUAGACCCACUGAGUCCCAGAGAGGUCAGAAGCCUUGUUAAUGCAGAGUGCCAGAGCAUGGAUCUCAAAUUUACCAAGGACGAGGAGAAGAAGCUGGAAAGGCACUGUCGCUCUGCAUCAACUUGCAAUGCAUUGUAUGUUACACUACUGGCAAGGAUGAUCAUCAGCAGUAUAUCAUGUUGGUCACUGGAGAAGAGCCUGGAGCAGUGUCUACAGUGUCAGGACACCAUGUCACUCUACCGCCAGGCGCUCAAGAUAACGCUGAACUCCCUCAACACAGACAGAGAGCGACACAUUAUGAGAGAGAUUCUGUGCCUUGUAUGUGCCAGCCAUAAUGGAGUGAGCGAAUCAGAGGUGCUAGAUCAUUUCCCAGAUGUGGAGUUUCCUGUCCUGUCCUCUCUGCUUUACCGUCUGAACAGACUCUGCAUUGUAACUCUCCGUUGUGGGCUCAUCAGGUUUCAGCACCUGCAGGCUUGGGAAGCUGUGAGGUUGGAGUUUCUGGGCGGAGGAAGCAGCUCUGCUGCUUACAGAGAGAAACUCAUACAUUACUUCAGUCAGCAACUCAGCCAGGACCGUGUGACUUGGCGUGUUGCAGAUGAGCUGCCCUGGCUUCUACAACAACAGGAGGAUAGGACUAAACUACAGCUUAGCCUCCUGAACCUGUUUGUCUCCCAAAACCUCUACAAGAGGGGUCACUUCUCUGAGCUACUAGCCUAUUGGCAGUAUGUGGGCAAAGACAAAAGCUCCAUGGCCACUGAGUACUUUGAGUCCCUGAAACACUAUGAGAAGAGCUGUGAGAGCGAAGAUGGCAUGACCAAGCUGGCAAACCUGUAUGAGACCCUAGGACGUUUCCUCAAAGACCUUGGUCUCCCUAGUCAGGCUGUAGCCCCCUUGCAGAGGUCCCUUGAGAUUAGGGAGACAGCCUUGGACCCGGACCAUCCCAGCGUCGCUCGCUCCCUGCACCAGCUGGCCGGGGUUUAUGUUCAGUGGAAGAAGUAUGGCAAUGCUGAGCAGCUGUACAAGCAGGCCCUGGAGAUAAGUGAGAACGCCUACGGAGCUGAGCAUGUCAGCGUGGCACGCGAGCUGGAGUCACUCGCCAUGCUGUACCAGAAACAAAACAAGUAUGAACAAGCAGAGAAACUUGGGAAGAUGUCAGUGAAGAUUCGUCAGAAGACUGCUCGCCAGAAAGGUCAUAUGUAUGGCUUCACUUUGCUGAGACGCAGAGCCCUACAGCUGGAAGAGCUGACCCUGGGAAAAGACUCUGCAGACUGUGCCAAAACACUCAAUGAACUGGGCGUCCUGUACUACCUCCAAAACAACCUGGAUGCUGCCAAGAUGUUCUUGACCCGCUCUCUGGAGAUGCGUCAACGUGUCCUCGGUCCAGAUCACCCAGACUGCGCUCAGUCACUGAACAACCUGGCUGCACUGCACACCGAGAGGAGGGAGUAUGAGACAGCUGAGGACAUGUAUGAGAGGGCGCUAGACAUCCGCAAGAAGGCCUUGUCCCCGGACCACCCCUCGCUGGCAUACACACUCAAACACCUGGCCAUGCUCUAUAAACGCAGAGGGAAGCUGGAAAAGGCAGUGCCGCUGUAUGAGCUGUCUCUGGAAAUCAGGGAAAAAAGUUUUGGGCCCAAACACCCCAGUGUGGCCACAGCUCUGGUCAAUCUGGCUGUAAUCUACUGCCAACUAAAGAAGCACAGUGAAGCCUUGCCUCUUUAUGAACGAGCGCUGAAAGUGUAUGAGGAUAGUUUGGGGCGCUCACAUCCACGUGUCGGAGAGACCCUAAAAAACCUGGCUGUGCUAAGCUACGAAGAAGGUGACUUCGAAAGGGCAGCAGAGCUUUACAAACGUGCAAUGGAGAUAAAGGAGGCAGAGCCAUCGUUGGUGUGUGGAAACGCCCUGUCCCGCCACUCCUCCAGUGGGGACACAUUUAGUCUGAGGGGACCUGCUGCCGUCCCACAUGCCCCGAGGUGACUCUGUUCAACCACUUAGUGCCACAGAACAAUAAAAGCUGUUUUGACAGCUCUAACUACCAUAGAAUAAUAAAAACAUCAGAUCCCCAUGGUUUUAUCAAAAAGGGAACAAUCCUGGUCAUCACACUGUGACUGUUGGAAGUUUAGGGUAUGGUCAAAUAUACUGUACCUGCCGUAUUAGUCUGUGAAACCUGUGUAUUUGCCAAAAGUAUUUAUAAAUAUUUUACAACAUAAGGAACUUUGAACUUCCUUUAAAUUAAUCAAUUUUUUUUUAUGGCCUGGAACUCAGGUUUACACUUGUGUUAACUCAGACUCAAACACUUAAUUUCUAUUUACAUGCCUCAAAUUGUAUAUCAUCAAAAUAGGAACAGAAUGGAAUGCCAUGAGGGUCUGACAUAACCUAACCAAUAAAACAUGAUUAAUAACCAGGCAUAUUCAAUGCUUUAUUGUACAGUAGAUAUUACUCUAUGCACUUUUUCAAAACUCAUAUUUUUGUGAAUUAAGGAUACAGGUUACAAAUUUGAUUUCAAAUGAAACCCCUAAAAUCCAGUAAACGGGGCUUCUCAGGCAUCUUUUACAGAAAUGAAAUAUGAACUAUUAAACAUUUUCAGUCUGAUCAUGCUGUUAUCUCUUACCAAACUUCUCAGACCUCAAAUAGAUUGUUUUCUACAUUCCAGAUUUUCUGAAUGAUUAUAGAAAGCCACUGUCUCUAAAAUCAAAUGUGCAUGUUGUGAAAAAUUGGUAUGUUUUAUAUGUUAAGAUACCAUUUGUUUACACUACAUAAUGUUUACCUACCAGUAUUAAGUAUAAGAGUAAUAAGUAGAAAAUGUAGAGCCCAAGGUAAUAGGUGUCCUCCUACAAUAAGACUAGACCAUAUCUGAGAAAACAUCACCUCUGGUACUGAUUUCAUGGUGUGCUUAUGCAAAACAAAAUUUCUGUUUAUUUAUUCAUUUACAAAAAGGAUUUGAAGGGAUUUGCUAAACCACGAUAGUACCACAUGAAUGUGCAAGUUGAAGUACGAAUAAAAUAAUGAUUUAUUGUC